GCUUACUUAUCUAUUUCUCAAGCCAUUCCUCGACCUCAGUCUUCCUUGACCGAGAUAAACACCGCCCUUCCUUUCCUUUUUUAAGAAGUGUUUUUAGGUUUUGUUUUUUGAGAAGUGCUUAUGAUGGCAUCCAACUCACUCACUUCCUCGAGAAGCUCUAGCUCCUCCUGGACUCCUAAGCAAAACAAACAGUUUGAAAAGGCCCUGGCUUUGUACGACAAGGACACCCCUGACCGCUGGCAGAAGGUUGCGAGAGCAGUCGGUGGGAAGUCUGCUGAGGAGGUGAAGAGGCACUAUGAGAUCCUCAUUGAAGAUGUCAAGCACAUUGAGUCUGGCAGAGUUCCGUUUCCUGAUUAUAGAGGGGAAUAAUGUUAAGUCUUCUCUUGGGAGUUUGAAUGACAAAGGCUCUUGAAGUUUAUGAUAUCUAUCGUUUCCAUUAAGUUCAAGAAGCAAAGUUGUGAACAUUAGCAGAUGCAGAUGUGUAUGUAUGUAUGUAUGUAUGUAUGCAAAGAAAGCAGUUGGGUUUCAUGCAGUUAAAUUAACCAUUGAUGUGGAUUUCGAUCAGUGUACGAAGUACCAUCUAUUGGGUCUAUGAAAUUCAAUACUGCUACGUACAAUUAUAUAUGACGUUUGCAAAAAGCAUAUUCGCUUUA
This is a messenger RNA of Malus domestica (apple), 653 nucleotides long. Its product is annotated as protein RADIALIS-like 4. The record is from RefSeq and is a predicted model, not a curated record. Gene Ontology annotation, molecular function: DNA-binding transcription factor activity. Lineage: Eukaryota; Viridiplantae; Streptophyta; Magnoliopsida; Rosales; Rosaceae.